Molecule: messenger RNA, 660 nt
Organism: Trichosporon asahii var. asahii CBS 2479
Lineage: Eukaryota; Fungi; Basidiomycota; Tremellomycetes; Trichosporonales; Trichosporonaceae
Exons: 3
Coding region: 1-660 (219 amino acids)
Source: RefSeq, a predicted model, not a curated record
AUGACAUCGAACGGCUCGUCUAACGGCAUCAGCGCGCUAGUUGCAAGCAUCGGCAAGGGUACUUACCACGACGACUCCGAAGCGGUGUGCAAAGUGGUCAAGAACCUUAUCGAUGUUGUCUGCUUGCAUGAACAGGCUCGUUUGCGCGCUCGCGAGAAUGACUCUGGUCGUCUUAACUCCACGACGCUCGAAGAUAGCCCCACAGACACUGAAACCAACCUGAAACCAUUAGGGCGCAGCUCAGCGGACGAACCCCAAAUUGGGCACGAGGCAAGAGGCGACACGGUCAAGCCAACCGCCACCGAGAGCCAUCCUGCUUGCGAGGGGCAAGACCACGCUGCUUCUCUCGGCACUGAAGCCAGCUCCAAGGAGGUUCUUGCGGAUGGAACGCCUCACGAAUCCGUGGGGCCAGUUAAGUCGAAAACCAAGCAUGAAGCAAACAAGAACAGAAGCAAGGAGAGCAAGUCUCAAGAGGACGUCGAUCCCGACCAAGCCCGCCUCCAGCGCCUUUGUCGGGUGGAGCGCGAGGAGGCCAGGAUGCGGGCGGGUCUGCCUCCCUGCGAGAGCCGGCCAUCAGAGCUCGUUAAGAGACUGAAGAAGCUGCGUGCUUUCAUAAAGGAGCAGCCCGGCGUCGAGGAGUACUCCUCUGAGGCGAUUUGA